AUGUUAGAUGAUGAGUCAACUCCAGUGGAGCGUCCGUCCAGGAAGCGCCGGGAUUCCUUCGGGAUGUUGGACGGUUUGGACGAAGACCGGAGCAGCUGCAGCACAGAGUCCAGUGGAGGCAGCGGAGCGUCCAGCCCCGAGGACAGUGAAGAUGAAGAGUUGGGAGGAGCAGUGACUCAACUCAGCACCACCUCCUCUUCCUCCCUGACGCUCAUCAAGACCAACGGACAGGUGUACACGUAUCCUGACGGGAAGGCCGGCAUGGCGACAUGUGAGAUGUGUGGAAUGGUCGGAGUCAGAGACGCUUUCUACAGCAAAACCAAACGUUUCUGCAGCGUCUCCUGCUCCAGGAGUUUCUCAUCCAACUCCAAGAAAGCCAGCAUCCUCGCCAGACUGCAGGGGAAACCUCCCACGAAGAAAGCCAAGGUUCUUCAGAAACAGCCUCUGAUGACCAAACUCGCUGCCUACGCUCAGCAUCAGUCCAACCAGCAGGGCGGCGUCAAAAAGAGCGGUGAGGAAUAAGUUCAAACAUUAUCAGCAUCACAUGACACAUGGCUGCACCGUGUGUUGACUGAAAACACACAACCACGGGAAAAUGAUUCUUCAGCAGGAACCAAUGAGCUGCGAGCAACAGACGGAGGUGGGAACAUGUUGAGGGACGGACUGACACAUUCAUUUAUUGACGAGGAUGUAAUGGUCCCGAUGGGGAAGUCGUGGGACGACGUCAGUGAAGGCGUUCGUGUUGAAGUCCCGAACACUGACAGUGGACUGCCCCUGAAGGUGUACUGGAUCGCUGGCAUCAUUAAACUGGCAGGUUUUAAAGCCCUGUUGAGGUACGAAGGCUUCGACAGCGACUCCACCAGAGAUUUCUGGUUGAACCUCUGUGUGCCGGACAUCCACCCGGUCGGCUGGUGUGCUGCUGGAGGGAAACCUCUGGUCCCGCCUCAGACCAUCCUGCACAGGUUCACCAACUGGAAGAGUGUCCUCAUCAAAAGACUGACCGGAGCCAAAACCCUGCCACUGGACUUCUCCUCCAAGGUCAGAGAGACAGACAGAGACAGA
Paralichthys olivaceus (Japanese flounder) is the source of this 1062-nucleotide messenger RNA. NCBI's taxonomy places the organism in Eukaryota, Metazoa, Chordata, Actinopteri, Pleuronectiformes, Paralichthyidae. The record is from RefSeq and is a predicted model, not a curated record.